UGCAAUGCACUUCCGACCUCCGUCAGUAACACGUUCUUCCUAUCGCAAGUCAACGUGGCUCGAGUCUAGGCACAGGCGACUGUGUCUUUUCCAUCGACAAGAAGUUAAAAAAAAAGAUUGAGUGGUAAUUAAUUGACUGACAACGUGACCUGUUAGUUGUGGAGAGGGCUGACCGGCGCGCGGCAUAAAAAGCACGGGAGAUUGGUUAGAGUGGACGGGGCGCUAAGUGGGUAAGUUCGGUGCAGCAGUCGUCUUCACUAGGCCUUCCCGGAUGCAUGUGGUCCCAUUUCGUGGGGGAGCCCAGCCUGGUCAGCAGCAGUGCUCAUCCCUCGGACGUGGGCAGCGGUACCAGCAGGACUACAACCGGGUAGACCACAACCGGCCUCCAUCCCUCAACUUGGCUUCGCUGCAGCAGAACUUUAACUCACUGUGGGACCGGACCAAGAAGAAAGUCAACAAAGCCUACAACAUCGUCUACUCUCCCGAUCCGCCGAGUGAGAAUUACCGCGUGCAAGAAGCAGACGGGACAGAGAUGGGAAGCCUGGAGCUGAGUCUACGAUACCCGACAGGGGUUCAUAUUGGAGUCGAACCGGAGACCCAUCACUACAACGAGAGGCUCAUGGAGGAUGGGCACGAUGACGAUAAUGACGAUGUCUGGACCCUCCUGAGCAUGAUGCACGCCAUGGUGGUGGUGACCAUCGUCAUUGUCCUAGACACGGCUCAGAUAUUCCUCCGCUACUCCGAGGGAGUGAACGCUGUCACGCCGGCACACGUUGAAGGCUUCUUCAUCAUGUUGUACCUGAUCUCCAUCGCCUGGAUACUGGUGGUAGUGGUGCUCAAGCGGCCGCUACCGGCCAGCGAUGACGAGGAGCGGACGGACGCCGAGGCUGGAAGCCGGUACUUGUACGUGGGUCUUCUCUUCUUCGGGAUCGGUGGUUCCCUGUGGAUGAUCAUGAGGACCGCCUCCUACAUUGAAAUGAGCGGGAAGAACUGCGGCAACCAAAGCGUCUUCGCCUUCGGCUCCAUCCUGUGCGUGGUCUUCACUAUGCUUCAGAUCUACUACUUCUGGCGAUUCUCCAAGUAUUGUAUCGUCCGCUGGAAGCCCAUCGCCAAACUUGCGGUCAUGCACCUCAUGGCAACGAAUGCAGCACUCUGCGUGCGAACUCUGGUGGAGGAAACGUGGGAGGACUUUUUGUUGGACUAUCUCAAGUCUAGCUACGCCAAACAUGACGCAGGAUAUACCGGGAAGCUUGGCCAUCUUGUGUCGGCAGAGGGCGGCAACCUAUACGGCAAGUACAACACCACUUACAAUGGUACGGGUGGCUACCCUGUGGAUCCCUGCUACAUUGGCAAGACAGCUGACGGUCUAAGCGGUGCUGUGUAUAAGGCUUCUGUCUUCCUGUAUUCCUUCACCAUCGAGUACACCAUCAUUGCCGGUGCCAUGGCCUACAUCAUGUGGCAGAACAUCGGGCGACGGGUGCACCAUCCACACAAGGAGCAAACCCCCCGUCAGUUCAACUUCAGCUUCGAGUGCGGUCUGCUGGUUGGCGUGCUCUGUACCAUGUGUGGUGUCAUCAUCCUGAUCCUUAACAUCAUCUAUCUGGGAGACUACGAGAAGCGAGACCAGAGCUUCAUGUCCUACCGUGGCUACCGGGUCUUCCUGAAUCUUGUCUGCAUCAUCGCCUGUAUAGGCGCCUUUAUUGGGAUCCACAAAGGCGGCUGGCAGCAGGACCAUCAUUCAGGCCCGGCGCAUCGGGUAGACGCGGCGCUGCUGCUCAUCUGCGUGGGCGGCAGCCUGCUACAGAGCACCUACACCUUCGUGGCGGCCAUCUCCUCCCUCGGACAGCUGCACGCUGGUCUGGUUUUCUUCGAUGACUUCUCGCACAUCAUCCAGACGGUGCUGCAGUGCGUGCUGAUCCUUGACGCCAUGCACCGCAAGCCGCCGGCCGACUUCCGCCAUACUCGUACCAAGCAGCUUCUCAUGUUCCUGCUGGUGGCCAACAUCACUUGGUGGCUGAUCAGCACCUACGAGUUGAAAGGAGGCUACGACCUGUACGCCUUGGAGAACGGCUUCUACGGAGCCACCACCUGGUAUGUCAUCGUGCAUCUCGCGGCGCCCUUGGAGAUCCUCUUCCGAUUCCACUCCACCGCGUGCUUCUUCGAGGUUUGGAAUUUGCCAGGCGUGGACGCUAAUGCCGGGCACCACCACUAGGGGGCGCCCUGAUGCUGUGGCCGCAUUUGGUAGGAAAUGGAGGGCGAGGCCGCCAUGCGUUUCCAUGUAACAAGCGAUUAUUUGAAAUAUCUUACGAAGGGAAUGAACUGCUUACCAACUCUGCAAUAAAAAAAGACUAGGCCAAUUGCGCUCUUAAGUUGCAAGUGCAGCGAUUUUAUUGCUCUGUGUACAAUGUACAAUAAUAACAAUCAUUCAGCAAAACACGUUAAUUGUUGCGGACUUGUUCUUUCCAUAAAUCGAUAAGUUAAAAUCACCAAACAAAUCCCUUGUGGGUUUUUUGGAUCGCAUGUGUACACAAUCCGUAACCCAUACAAGUGAUGAUCAUUACAUAAAAUGUUAAAUCAAUUAACAAAAUAAUAGAAAUAAAGCUGAUAUUAAUAGACCGUUACAUUAAGGCCCGCCCACAUCGCACGUAGGAAAACAGCACAUGCGCCUCUUCAAUAACAUAUUACAUAUUCAAAUUCUACUUGAAUAUGCAUGUCGUACUUUUUGUAGACGCAUGUCGUACAUUACUCAAGGCUGUGAUUGGUCAAAGCGUCACGGGGUGUGGCUUAAUAAUGUAUCGGUCUAGUGUCGCUGUUAGGC
Molecule: messenger RNA, 2818 nt
Organism: Patiria miniata (bat star)
Lineage: Eukaryota; Metazoa; Echinodermata; Asteroidea; Valvatida; Asterinidae
Product: proton channel OtopLc-like
Exons: 7
Coding region: 272-2212 (646 amino acids)
Biological process (GO): proton transmembrane transport
Cellular component (GO): membrane
Molecular function (GO): proton channel activity
Source: RefSeq, a predicted model, not a curated record